AUGGCUGCUGGAAGGUUACUGCUGUAUGCUGGCCUCUCUUUAGCUCUGUGUGCCCUGGGCAUGCUGGCUGUGGCAAUCUGCUCUGACCAUUGGUAUGAAACUGAUGCCAGAAAGCACAGAGAGAGGUGCAAGAGCAUCACCACUAAGAGAAAUGACCCUGGCUUCAUUUAUAAUUCCAACAACAACCUGCCUCUCAGGGCCAGCAGGUCUAGGUUGGACCGCUGGGAAGGGAAACUCCUCUUGGCAAGAAACAGGAGGCAGAUCUUUGCUAUGAGUGCGGUCGACGAGUGCAACAGACAGUACAACUCAACCAACAUGGGGCUCUGGAGGAAAUGCCACCGGCAAGGAUUCGACCAAGAGCUGGAGGAGCUGAUUGCCAAAG
This is a messenger RNA of Mesitornis unicolor (brown roatelo), 382 nucleotides long. It is a transcript of the gene TMEM178B, whose product is annotated as transmembrane protein 178B. Gene Ontology annotation, cellular component: membrane. The annotation marks the transcript as partial. The transcript has a single exon. Lineage: Eukaryota; Metazoa; Chordata; Aves; Mesitornithiformes; Mesitornithidae. The record is from RefSeq and is a predicted model, not a curated record.